AUGGUGCAGUUAGCCGUUCGGCGUUUACUAAUUGGCAUUGCUGCAUCUAACGCACAGUGUUUGCCAUUGUACAGUCAAAGACCGGAGCUUGAUUUUGAUUUUAUUUUGGACAAGUCAAACUUAGAGGUGUUAAAAAAAAAUAUUCAGGUACGGAAAGGGGUUGGGAAUAUUGAGUUAGUGCAUUCUUUGUGGCAACAAAUUCGGGAAUUUCCGAAGAAAAGUGGCGGGACGGAAGAGGAGUACAAGUGGUUGUGGGACAAGUUAUACCAGGAAGCGUUACUAAUUCCAAAUAUGUGCCACCCAGAUGUCCCUACUGGUCCUGAAGCGGCGGCAAAAGUGGUUCGUGAAUUUGGUGGUGACAGAAGAGAAGGCUCGUCGCUAGUAACUGCGGAGAUCAUAGGCAAUUAUUGGAAGUCUGUUAUCUAUCCACGUGAGGCUUGUGGAAACCGGAGUUAUGCGUUCAUCGGUCCACUAGCCGAAUUAGAGCGAGCUUUAAUUAGAUAUGUAUGGAAUUUCGUGUUGGCUAAGGGUUUUCGACCAGUAAUUGUGUCGGACAUUGUUCCUGCUGCUGUUACAGAGGCUUGCGGUUUGCAGCAGAGGAGUGGAAGUAGUAUCAAGUAUGUCUUGGAGCAAGAUAAGUCAUUGUGCGUCUCCGGAACUUCAGAAAUGGGAAUAAGUAACAUGUUAAGAAGGAAGCUUUUUUACAAAAAAGAUUUGCCCGUAAAGUUUACGGCGCUAAGUCGAUGUUAUCGUCCAGAAGUGUCGCAGUCAGCUCACGAAGCGCGCUUGUAUAGAGUUCAUGAAUUUACUAAGAUUGAAAUGUUUGCCGUUUGCGAACCGAAAGAUAGCGGUAAAGUUCUGCAAGAAAUUGUUGAUAUUCAGUGCUCAAUUUUUGAUUCUUUAGGAUUACAUUGCAGAUUGUUGGACAUGCCAUCAGAAGAACUAGGAGCACCUGCUAACAGGAAGUUUGAUGUGGAAGCUUGGUUACCUGGCAGGAAUCUUUUUGGAGAACUUUCGAGUGCAUCGGAUUGUACUGAUUUCCAGGCUAGACGCCUUGGGAUUAAGUACAAAGGUGAAGAUGGUGAAAAAAGAUUUGUCCAUACUUGUAAUGGGACCGCUGUAGCAGUUUCUCGCGCUAUCAUUGCCCUGCUUGAAACAUAUCAAAAGGCUUGUUUUAUUCUUUUUACCUUCCAGAAACUGUAG
Enterobius vermicularis (human pinworm) is the source of this 1203-nucleotide messenger RNA. The record is from the annotation of a GenBank genome assembly. Lineage: Eukaryota; Metazoa; Nematoda; Chromadorea; Rhabditida; Oxyuridae.